AUGGUGUCCCAAGCUCAAAUCGUCGAUCGCAUCGCACCAAGCCAGAGUAGCCCAUCCGUCGUAUCGCGCCACUCCCACUCAACCCGCCGUCAUCGACCGGGUCGUUCUCACCAUGGCGGCUCCGGUUCCACCUCCUCCAACGAUUUCCCCAUCUUCACGUAUACCGGCGACACCGAGAUCGCGAUCCGUGCUGGGUCGCAAGAGAAACGAUAUCUCCUUCAUCGGUUGAUUCUAGCGCAAUGCUCGGGCUUCUUCGAGGCAAGCACAAAUGAGGAAUGGGGAGGGCGGAGUACACCUGGACCCUCGAAGCCCGAUGCGACACUGUCUCGGGUGAGCGAGGAGGACUCUCUAUCCAAUGGAUCUACACUUGCGCAGUCGGAUAACGGAGGAUCAUCGCAGCCAGGGGGAAAACGACGAUGGAGGUAUGAGUUGGAUUGGCAGAAUAGGGCCGAAGAUGAAGAGCCCAUACUUGUCCAGAAGCAACCUACCUACGCGCCCAUGUUCACUAGUGGCGAUCAAACUGCCUUCCCUCCCACAAUGACCAAACCAUCCAAUGCACAGGCGGGCUACUUCCGAUCCAUGGCCAAUUUGACUGGCAUGCAGUCGGUAGUGCACCUUCCACGAACUGAAGGGGCAGACCGCAAUGCCGCCGAUCCUUUAGUUCGUGAUUAUGAGAACCUCUUUCGCAUGUUCUAUAAUCAUCCGCCGAUAUUAAACAGCGUGAAUAUUGCUACAGCAUAUACAGAGUGCAAGUCUCUCCUAGCCUUGGCAGAUAUGUACGAUGCGCUGCCGGUCACUGGUCCACGAGUAGACCAUCAUCUUCUGGGAUUCGGCUCGCGACUUUUCAAGCAAAUCGCCAAGUAUCCUCCCAGCUAUCUCAAACUAGGAUACCUGGCCCGCAGUCGGGUUAUUUUCUCCGAGGCUCUCAUCCAUGUCGUGGGCCAAUGGCCUGCCGCCUUGCCAAAUCUACGUAACGGCUCAUACGCUCCGCUGCCGAACCCCGUUCUCGAUCUCAUCGAGGAUAAAUACGAAGACCUGGAGGAGCUAAAAGCUCGCAUUGAGUCUAAACUCUUUCGUCUAUCCCUGACGACCUCUCGUGGUGAGCGGGUCGGUCCCAACAACGCAUAUCUAGACUGGUUAGCCGUCUCUUUAUUCCGCCAGUGGCUCAUCGAGAGUACCACUCCUCCUCCUGCUCCAAUCCUCAAGAACUCCGCAACCAACCCUCCCCCAACACCUGGACCAGGCUCCCAGACCAGCUCAUCAAGACCAAUCGCCCCACCCGAUCCGGCUGCUCGCGUUUAUCGACUGAUUGGUUCUUCCUCGUCGCAGGCAUACUUGCCCCAUGAUGAGCUGAAACGCUUUCUGAAGAUCCACCCCACCCAAUCAGCGGACUCUCUUUACAACCGCGAUACACUGAAACGUUUCGAGCGCAAGAUUGACGAGAUAAAGCGGCUGGCCCGUGAAAUCGUCAAACCACUUAUGCGGAACUUCCUUGAAUUGGAACUGAAAGGGGCCGCGGAGCAGGGAAGUGCUACUUCUGCGACUAUUGAGAAUACUCAUGACGUAGGAUUGCCAUAUUUGACCUGCACCCGGGUUGAAGAGGCCGAUCUGCCUUGGGCUUAG
This is a messenger RNA of Penicillium verhagenii, 1623 nucleotides long. RefSeq lists its product as uncharacterized. The record is from RefSeq and is a predicted model, not a curated record. The coding region runs from base 1 to 1623 and encodes 540 amino acids. The transcript has 2 exons. Lineage: Eukaryota; Fungi; Ascomycota; Eurotiomycetes; Eurotiales; Aspergillaceae.